UUUGCGAACUCAAAUCCGAUUUUUGAGCAUCAAAUUUCGUUGAUCAAUCCAAAAUAGUAACAAUGUUGAAAAUCGCGAUUUGAAUUCAUGCCGACCACUACUCUUCUCUCCCUCUCCCUGUGACUCUGUUUCUUUCUCUUGGAGGCUCAAAAUAGCAUUCCGAUUUCUUCUCUUUCAUCCACUACCAUAAACUUCAUGGAAAAUGAUCGAGAAUCUCCAGCUUCUUCUUUCAGUAAGACGCCUGAGCGAACGUUGCAGCGAUUGAAGAUGUUGUUGCAAGUUUCAACCGCAAAGAAAUUGGAUCAGCAAAACUCUGCGAAUAUGGUUGGAUGCAAUCCGACUGUGCUUCAAACCGGAAGCAAUGAUUCAGGCGAUAUUGCUUGUCAAGAUCAAUCAAAAGAUCAGACAGAUCAAGCUGUGGGGACUCCCAAUUUAGGGAGAAGAAGACCGCGUGGAUUCUCCGACUCUUUUGCUUCUCAUGAGUUGAGAUUAUUAGAAUUGGAAGAUGAAGCUAAAGACGAGUCAUCUCCUAGAGGGGUGCUCGAGGACUGCUUGAGAAGCUUAGAUUCUGAAACAACUACUUCCCGGGACAGCACUUCCGAUUGGGUAGUUAAUCCGGACUCCAGAAAUCCAAGUCAUUGGAAAGGUUUCUUUCGCUUACUGAAGAAAGGACCUCAAAUGCGAUUUCAGACCUUUCCUCCUCUAGCUGUUCCAAAAAUCGCCAAAAGAAAGAGCAAAAGAAUUAGAGAGGAUAUGCUUCCGGCAGUAUCACCAGUGAGGGACUCUUCUAUACAGUCCGAGUUUUGCUACUUCAAAUCUUCUUGGAAGAAUUUCACACUUUCAGAGCUUGAAGCUGCUAGCAAUAACUUCAACCCAGAAAACUUGAUUGGUGAGGGUGGUUAUUCUGAAGUUUACAAAGGGCAGCUGGAAGAUGGGCAACUUGUCGCGAUCAAGCGGCUUAACAGAGGCACCCAAGAAGAGAUGACUGCAGAUUUCUUGUCUGAGCUUGGAAUUAUCGUUCAUGUUGAUCAUCCUAAUGUUGCGAGCGUAAUUGGGUACGGCGUUGAAGGGGGAAUGCACCUUAUACUUCAUUUAUCACCCCUUGGAAGCCUGGCAUCCAUACUUUAUGGGCCAAAGGAGAGACUGGAUUGGUCAACCAGGUUUAAGAUUGCUCUAGGAACUGCUGAAGGCCUCCUGUAUCUUCAUGAAGGCUGCCAAAGAAGAAUAAUCCACAGAGACAUUAAGGCCUCUAAUAUUUUACUUAGAGAAGAUUUUGAGCCUCAGAUAUCCGACUUUGGGCUUGCUAAGUGGCUACCAGAUCAAUGGACUCACCAUACCGUGUCGAAGUUCGAAGGCACAUUCGGGUACCUUCCUCCUGAGUUCUUUAUGCAUGGCAUUGUUGAUGAAAAAACCGAUGUCUAUGCUUAUGGAGUACUUUUAUUGGAACUCAUUACCGGACGGCAAGCAUUGAAUAGCUCACAGCAAAGCCUUGUGAUGUGGGCUAAACCUCUACUUCUUAAAGAUAAUCUCAAGGAUCUUGUUGAUCCAUGUCUUUUCGACGUAUUUGACACCGAACAAAUGAAGCUUAUGACCUCAGUAGCUUCAAUGUGCAUAAAUCAAUCUUCAAUUCAACGGCCAGAGAUGUGUGAGAUUGUUGAGAUCCUGAAAGGGAAUGGAGUUGCUUUGGAACUUUUACAACAACAGAAGUCUAGAUUUCAGAGGACAUACUCUGAGGAACUUUUAGAUGCAGAAGAGUAUAAUUCUACCAAGUAUUUAAGUGAUAUGGAUCGACAUCUAGAGAUUGUUUUAGGAGCCUGUGAUAUUGAUGUUUAGGUUUAUUAUCACCUCAUAAAUACUUUGUUUUUUUU
Messenger RNA from Cucurbita maxima (winter squash), 1868 nucleotides. Its product is annotated as receptor-like cytosolic serine/threonine-protein kinase RBK2. Gene Ontology annotation, molecular function: protein kinase activity; ATP binding. NCBI's taxonomy places the organism in Eukaryota, Viridiplantae, Streptophyta, Magnoliopsida, Cucurbitales, Cucurbitaceae. Bases 196 to 1833 code for a protein of 545 amino acids. The record is from RefSeq and is a predicted model, not a curated record. The transcript has 10 exons. Gene Ontology annotation, biological process: protein phosphorylation.